UGCCAACCUGGUGAACAAUACCCAUACAACCAUCCCUAUCCAAACUGAGUUCCCUAGACUAGCAUCAGAAUUACCUAUCUGCAGGAAGCGGAAGGACACUGCGAAAGCUCUUCAUUUGCAUUUCACAGUCCUGUAGAGACAGCGUGUAGGGCCUGGUCGGCAUAGACUCUACAGCCAUGAGAGAGCAAACAGCAGAAAACAGUGACGCCGCCGACGCUAAGCUCCGAAGAUCACAUCGUAAGUCCAGGAAUGGAUGUCGUAAUUGUAAGCGACGUAAAGUUAAGUGUGAUGAGCUUAAGCCAGAGUGCACAAAUUGCGUCCGCUUUGGUAUGCCGUGCGACUUCACCGGCCUUGCCAAUCCUAGCUCUUCGGCCACUUCGACAACUAGCCAUCAUAUCGUAUCACAGGAUCGUGCUAUUCCAAUUCGAAAGAGAGGCCGUGGCCGACCACGAAGAGAUUGGUCACAAGAUGCGGAACCUAAUACUCCAGCACCAGCAGCGCGUCCUCCGAGUCCAAAGCAGACCCAAGAAUCCAUCUACGAUCCAUACACGUUGAACAUUGCCAAUGUUGAGCUAUUGGUACACUUCACUGCCGUCACUGCGAGCACUCUAUCAGGCGCACCUUCACGCUACGACAAAAUGUCGAGUUUCUGGGCGGACAACGCUCCUCGGAUUGGUUUGACGCACCACUAUGUACUCCAUCUAGCAUUCUCCCUAGCAUCUUACCACCGGGUAUACCUGCAAGACUUCAACAGCGGUCAGCUAUCCGAAUAUGUUCAGCAGGCUGACCACUAUUUCCGAAUCGGCCUCACUGCCUUCACAGCAGCUCUGACGAACGCGAACAAAACCAAUUGCGGUGCGCUCGAUAUUUCUGCGCAGUUAGUGUGCUUCUGCACUUUUGCUGCGGGGCCAAAGGAUCUCAACGACCUCUUGAUCUGCAGAGUCGACGACGAAAUUGCGCAUAAUUGGGGCCCUCUAAUCAAGGGUCUUCGUCUAAUCCGUGAGAUGUUCGACCCGAGUACCCUCUUCUCAGGGCUAAUGGCACCUCUUGGUCCCUCAGAUGGUCCCCCACCGCCCCACGACCAGCGUGCAGAAUGUGCUCGGGAGAAUUUUCCUCGUCUUGACUGGGAACCACCAGUGAAAGACCUGUCCAAUCUCGUCGACGAGAGCGCAAGCCAACACCGCGAGGUCUACCGCGUGGAGUUAAGGAAUCUUACCGCAAUCUAUCGUGGCACUUAUGGCGACACGAGCUCUGAGUAUGACGGUCUAGACACUGACCGGAUGGUUUUCGGCUGGUUGUAUCGUAUGAACGACGCUUUUGUUAAUUGCGUUCGCUUGAAAGAGCCGGUGGCCUUGAUUAUACAUGCCUACUUCGCGGUUUUGUUGAAAACCAUGUCGAAAUGCUGGUAUAUAGAAGGCUGGUGCGAGCAUCUCUUGGCCAGUGUCACCAGAAUGAUUCCCGGUUCAUAUAAAAAGUGGCUAGAUUGGCCGAGGAUGCAGGUUGGCAUGCCACGUUGAAGGAUGCGACCCCGAUUCAAGGAUUCAGUCUAGCACAUGUGAAUAUCAACCUCGUUUAGUGUAACAAAAUUUUGCGUCUAUGUUGUGUUGAUAUUUUCAAUGCUUGUGAAUAUGGCAAAAUCAGGAUACUUCUAAGAAGUUCUUCUACGUCA
This is a messenger RNA of Truncatella angustata, 1669 nucleotides long. RefSeq lists its product as uncharacterized. The transcript is spliced from 3 exons. Gene Ontology annotation, biological process: regulation of transcription by RNA polymerase II. The record is from RefSeq and is a predicted model, not a curated record. The coding region runs from base 177 to 1517 and encodes 446 amino acids. NCBI's taxonomy places the organism in Eukaryota, Fungi, Ascomycota, Sordariomycetes, Amphisphaeriales, Sporocadaceae. Gene Ontology annotation, molecular function: zinc ion binding; DNA-binding transcription factor activity, RNA polymerase II-specific.